AUGGUGCUGGGAUGGUCAGCCCCCGCGCUCGAGAUGCUGAAGGCGGAAGCCACGUACACGGACGAGGAGCUGUCGUGGGUGGCGGGCAUUCCGCCUCUGGGGUCGCUGGUGUCGAUGAUGCUGAUGGCGCUGACGCUGGACCGGUUCGGGCGCAAGGUGGUGAUGCUGGCGCUGGUGCCGCCCAUCCCGCUGCUGCUGGUCGGCCGCUUCAUCACCGGCUUCUGCGGCGCCGGCUACUGCACCGCCGCGCCCGUCUACACGGGCGAGAUCGCCGAGAAGCAGAUACGUGGCGCGCUCGGCGUCUUUUACCAGCUGAUGCUCACCCUCGGCUUCCUGUUGGCGUAUUUUGUGGGUAAGUUGAGCGGCCUGCGGGUGCUGUCGCUGCUGUGCGGCAUCGUUCCUCUCGUGUUCUUCGUGGCGUUCUUCGCGAUGCCCGAGUCACCGGUGUACCUGCUGGACCGCGAAAGGCGCGAGGACGCGGUCAAGGCGCUGCAGUGGCUGCGGGGGCCCGCCACCGACAUCUCGCAGGAGCUCUGCAGCAUGGACGAGUUGAUUGCUGACUCGCGGCGACAUAAGGACAGUAUCAAGGAGAAGAUGGGGAAAAAAUCGACAAGGAGAGCACUGAUGAUGGGGCUGGGCCUGAUGUUCGCUCAGCAGCUGACUGGCGUCAGCAUCAUCUCCUUCCAUUCGAAAACCAUCUUCACGGCAGCCGGCGACACAACAGACUUUACUGUCUGCUUCAGUGUCAUGGGCAUCAUGCAGGUCUUGGCCGUGGUGAUGGCGAUAGCCCUCGUGGACCGAGUAGGUCGGCGGCAGCUGAUGAAGAUCUCGCUUAUGGGGGUGGUAUUCUGCCUCGUCGCUCUCGGACUCUUCUUCUUCAUGAAGGACCUCGAUGCGACGUCGGUGCUCUACUUUGAGUGGCUGCCGCUGUUCAUCUUAUCCGUAUAUCUGUAUCUGUUCACACUUGGUGCAGGACCUUUGCCUUGGGCUAUGAUGGGCGAACUCUUCCCAGCACACGUGAAAGGCGUCUGCAGCAGUAUCUGCGGCGCCUCCAGCUUUGUUCUCGCUUAUAUUACAUGCGAGACGUUCGCUCAUCUAAUGGGUGUCCUCACAUUGGCUGGAACUUUCUGGCUGUAUGCGGGACUUUGUUUCGUGUCUGCAGUAUGGCUUUUCUUCUUCCUCGCCGAAACAAAGGGAAAAAGCUUGGAAGAAAUACAACAUAUGGUGGAAGAAUCACAUGGAAAUGUGGGAACACUCAGAGAGAUGAUGUCGACCAAGGCAGCGCUGAAGGGUCUCUGGACACAGAUGGGCAUCCUGUUCUUUCAGCCAUUGUCUGGGCAGAACAUAAUCAUCUUUUAUGCGGUCAGCAUCUUUGUGGCAGCCGGCAGCAGUCUGGAUCCCAAUGUCGCUUCAAUCAUCUUGGCUUCUGUGCAGGUGGUGGCGACAGCGUGCUCUGCGACAAUUGUGGACCGCGCGGGACGUCGGAUUCUGCUCAUCUUCUCGUACAGCGCAAUGGGGGUGUGCCUCAUCGUAGUUGGAGCCUUCUUCUUCAUGUUGGAACAGAAUGAGAAGAUGGUGAGGGAUGUUCGUUGGCUGCCCAUCUUCGUUAUUAGCAUCUACCUUGUUGUGUUCUCGAUGGGCUGUGGGCCGCUGAGUUGGAGCAUGAUUGGAGAGAUCUUCCCGCAGGAGGUUAAGGCUAUUUGCAGCGCCAUAUGCGCCGCUACCAACGCCGUAAUGACCUUUCUCGUCUCGAAGACGUACCUGGACCUAGAGGAAACGCUUACCACUGCAGGCGCUUUCUGGCUGUAUGCAAUACUGAACUUCGUUGCCGCCAUAUGGAUCUUCUUUUUCGUCAUUGAGACUAAAGGGAAGACACUCGACGAGAUACAGAAGCAACUUGGCAGUUGA
Molecule: messenger RNA, 1908 nt
Organism: Schistocerca cancellata (South American locust)
Lineage: Eukaryota; Metazoa; Arthropoda; Insecta; Orthoptera; Acrididae
Product: facilitated trehalose transporter Tret1-like
Exons: 7
Coding region: 1-1908 (635 amino acids)
Biological process (GO): transmembrane transport
Cellular component (GO): membrane
Molecular function (GO): transmembrane transporter activity
Source: RefSeq, a predicted model, not a curated record